Molecule: messenger RNA, 2928 nt
Organism: Chanos chanos (milkfish)
Lineage: Eukaryota; Metazoa; Chordata; Actinopteri; Gonorynchiformes; Chanidae
Product: aminopeptidase N-like
Exons: 20
Coding region: 1-2928 (975 amino acids)
Biological process (GO): proteolysis; peptide catabolic process
Cellular component (GO): plasma membrane; cytoplasm
Molecular function (GO): zinc ion binding; metalloaminopeptidase activity; peptide binding
Source: RefSeq, a predicted model, not a curated record
AUGGGGAAAGGCUUCUACAUCAGCAAGACUUUGGGAAUUGUUCUCACUGUGGUGGGAGUUGCAGCGGCUGCCACUAUAAUUGCUCUGUCAGUUGUAUAUUCUCAAGAAAAAUCAAAAAAUGUGCCAAAACCUACGGAUGGCGCAGGGACAACUGCUCAGGUCUCCACCACUCCAUCACCUCAUGCUUCCACCACCCCGACACCAUCCAAUGAACCUUGGGACAAAUACAGGCUUCCUGACACAUUGGAACCUGAGUAUUACAAUGUGACUCUCUGGCCACGGCUUCAAAUGGAUGAACAUGGCAUGUACAUCUUCACAGGAGAAUCUGGUGUUGCUUUCAGAUGUGUUAAAGAGACAGACCUUAUCCUUAUUCACUCUAACAAGUUGAAUUUUACCAUGCAAGAGGGGCACCAUGCCCAGCUCACAGGUAUGGAUGGCACAACAGCACCUACCAUCAAUAGCACGUGGCUUCAGGAAAAAACACAGUACUUAGUCAUUCAGCUGAAUGGUAAAUUACAAACUGGGAAAUCUUACUGGCUCUACAUGGAAUUUCGAGGAGAACUUUCUGACGACCUUGGAGGAUUUUAUAGGAGCGAAUACUAUGAGAAUGGAGAGAAAAAAGUUGUUGCCACAACUCAAAUGCAACCCACAGAUGCUAGGAAAGCCUUUCCCUGUUUUGAUGAGCCUGCAAUGAAAGCCAUCUUUCACCUGACUCUCAUUCACCCUCGUGGAACUGUUGCUCUGGCAAAUGGCAUGGAGAUUGGUAAGUUAGCCAUUCUUCCAGAGACCGUAAACAUCAAUGUAGAUGGUCAUGAGGUUUCCCGGACUAGAUUUGAGCCUACGGAGAAAAUGUCAACCUAUUUGUUGGCCUUUGUUGUUAGCGAAUUCACUUUUAUACGAACACCUCCGUCGGAUGAAGUAUUGAUCCGAAUCUGGGCUCGAAAAGAAGCUAUUGCAGCUGGACAAGGAGAAUACGCCCUCAGUAAAACCCUGCCCAUUCUCAAAUUUUUUGAAAAGUACUACAAUUCUCCGUAUCCUCUCAAAAAAUCAGACCAAAUAGCUCUUCCUGACUUCAGUGCUGGAGCCAUGGAGAACUGGGGUCUCAUCACCUAUAGAGAGACAGCACUCCUUUACGAUCGCAACAUGUCCUCUAAUGGAGACAAAGAGUGGGUAGCAACUGUGAUUUCUCAUGAGUUGGCACACAUGUGGUUUGGAAACCUUGUGACCAUGAGGUGGUGGAAUGACCUAUGGUUAAAUGAAGGCUUUGCAACCUAUGUCUCAUAUCUUGGGGUGAAUGAUGUUGAACCUGACUGGACUAUUAAAGACCUGAUGGUGCUGAAUGAGGUUCAUAAGGUGUUUGCAGUGGAUGCCCUGGCCUCUUCGCACCCACUGUCUUCACCAGAAGAUGAAAUAAUGAGGCCAGAGCAAAUCAAUGAACUAUUUGACUCUAUCACCUACAGCAAGGGUGCAGCUGUGCUGAGAAUGCUGUCUGAAUUUCUGUCUGAGCCUGUCUUUGUCAAGGGACUUAGUGCUUAUUUGAAACAGUUUGCCUACAGCAACACAGUUUAUACAGACCUUUGGAAGCAUCUUCAAGAUGCAGUGGACACAACUCCAGGUUUGCAAAUUCCAAGCAGUGUAACUGAAAUCAUGAAUCGCUGGAUACUCCAGAUGGGCUUCCCAGUCGUCACCAUUAACACAGCCUCAGGACAGAUUAGUCAAAAGCACUUCCUCUUAGACCCAGAUUCGCCAGUGGACAGACCGUCCCAGUACAACUAUGUAUGGUUUGUGCCUAUAAAAUGGAUGAAGAAUGGAAUGGAUCAGGGACAACACUGGCUGCUUGAAGAAACAGCUCAGAAUGACCCGAUGAAAACAAAUGAUUGGGUUCUUGCCAAUCUUAAUGUUUCGGGAUACUACCGAGUUAACUAUGACGAGGGCAACUGGCAGCGCCUUCUAACACAAUUAAGCACGGACCACACGAUGAUUCCGGUUAUCAACAGAGCUCAAAUAAUAGAUGAUGCGUUUAAUCUAGCAAGAGCAAAGAUUGUCAGUACAACACUGGCCCUGAGUACAACAAAGUACUUAUCUGAGGAGAAGGAUUACAUGCCAUGGGAAUCAGCCAUUGACAAUUUGGGUUAUUUCUUUCUUAUGUUUGAUCGCACUGAAGUCUAUGGGGCAAUGCAGAACUAUCUCAAAGGAAAAGUCUCGCCUUUAUUUGAACACUUCAAGGAUAUCACAUCAAACUGGACAAAUAUUCCCACAAGUCACACUGAACAAUACAACCAGGAAAAUGCCAUUUCACUAGCAUGUAGUACUGGUUUGAAGGAGUGCACAGAUCUGACAACAAGAUGGUACAGAGAAUGGAUGCAGAACCCUGACAGCAACCCAAUUAAUUCAAACCUCAAAUCAACUGUUUACUGCAAUGCUAUUGCUGCUGGUGGUGUAGAAGAAUGGGACUUUGGCUGGAUGAUGUUUAAAAAUUCUACAAUUGCAGCAGAGGCCGACAAGCUGAUGUAUGGGCUAUCAUGCACUAAAGUUCCAUGGCUGUUGAACAGGUACCUGGACUACACAUUGGAUCCAACGAAAAUAAGGAAACAAGAUGCAACCUUCGCCAUUGUGUACAUUGCUGGCAAUGUGGUUGGACAGCCAUUAGCAUGGGACUUUAUCAGAGCAAACUGGGAUUAUAUUUUUAGCGACUACGGCGGUGGAUCACUCUCAUUUGGAAGGCUUAUUACCGGUGUUACAAAAAGGUUCUCCACAGAAUUUGAGCUUAAGCAGCUACAACAAUUCAAGGAGGAAAACGCCCAGGUUGGAUUUGGCUCUGCGACAAUGGCAGUUGAACAGGCCAUUGAGACAACCAAAGCCAACAUAAAAUGGGUGAACGAGAAUAAGGAGGAAGUCAUGAAAUGGCUCAUAUCAGAAACAGCAUGA